Molecule: messenger RNA, 3007 nt
Organism: Helobdella robusta
Lineage: Eukaryota; Metazoa; Annelida; Clitellata; Rhynchobdellida; Glossiphoniidae
Exons: 24
Coding region: 1-2766 (921 amino acids)
Biological process (GO): tricarboxylic acid cycle; citrate metabolic process
Cellular component (GO): mitochondrion; cytosol
Molecular function (GO): 4 iron, 4 sulfur cluster binding; aconitate hydratase activity
Source: RefSeq, a predicted model, not a curated record
AUGCCAGCUAAAGAUGUUUUUCAUAAUUUGUUGACAUCAUUCACUCUGACACGUGACAAGGUGUACAACUACUAUGAUUUGAGCAAACUGGACCCCGUUCUUUAUAAUCAACUGCCAUACUCAAUUCGAGUUCUUCUUGAAUCAGCAGUUAGGAAUUGUGAUGAUUUUGAAGUGAAACAACAAGAUGUUCAAAAUAUCUUAAACUGGAGGAAGAUGCAAACAGAAGCUGUGGAAAUUCCAUUCAAACCUGCUAGAGUUAUUUUACAAGAUUUCACUGGAGUACCAGCGGUUGUCGACUUUGCAGCAAUGAGAGAUGCAGUAAAAAGAUUGGGUGGUGAUCCAGAUAAGAUCAAUCCAAUCUGCCCUGCUGACCUGGUCAUUGACCAUUCGGUGGAGGUUGACGUCUCGAAGAGUCCUACAGCUCUGCAGCAGAAUCAAGAGAUUGAGUUUCAAAGGAACAAAGAAAGAUUCACGUUUUUGAAGUGGGGUGCAAAAGCCUUACGAAACAUGCUGAUAGUCCCUCCUGGCUCUGGAAUCAUCCAUCAGGUUAAUUUAGAAUAUUUAGCAAGAGUCAUGUUCUUUGAGGGGAGUCAGGGAGAGGCCCUGGUGUACCCUGACAGUUUGGUAGGGACUGAUUCGCAUACUACUAUGAUCAAUGGAUUGGGAGUGGUUGGAUGGGGUGUUGGCGGUAUAGAGGCUGAAGCAGUUAUGCUGGGUCAGACAAUCAGCAUGGUCUUACCGCCUGUUGUUGGUUACAGAAUCAUAGGCAAGCUCAGUUCAAUGGCCACAUCUACUGAUCUUGUGCUCACCAUCACCAAGCAUCUAAGGUCAGUGGGUGUCGUUGGAAAGUUCGUUGAAUUCUAUGGUCCCGGUGUUUCCCAACUGAGCAUAGCCGACCGUGCUACAAUUUCCAACAUGUGCCCUGAAUACGGAGCCACUGUAGGAUACUUUCCUGUCGACGAUGCAAGCUUAAAAUAUUUGCAACAAACUGGUAGGGCAGGGGAGGACGUUGAAGUGAUGGCGGAGUACUUCAAGAAGGCUGGACUCUUGAGGGACUAUACCGACGCCAGUCACGAUCCCAUGUAUUCCGAAGAAACCUGCCAUGGCAGACGAAUAUUAAUUGCGGUUGAUUAUAAAAUGAUUCAAAUUCUUCCUGAUCCGCGCCAAAUAGUGGAAUUAGAUCUUGGCCAGGUUGUUCCCUGUGUUUCAGGUCCCAAAAGGCCCCAUGAUAAAGUACCUCUGAGUAACAUGAAGUUUGACUUCAAUCAGUGCCUAUCCAAUCCGCUCGGUUUCAAGGGUUACCAACUGAAGGAGGAUCAGAUGAACUCCAGAGUGACCUUCACCUUCACAGACGGCCUUCAGUAUGAACUCUGCCACGGAUCUGUGGUGAUUGCUGCCAUAACCAGCUGUACGAACACCAGCAAUCCAUCGGUUAUGCUGGGAGCAGGUUUACUGGCUAAGAGGGCUGUUGAGGCAGGCUUGAAGGUGAAGCCCUACAUAAAAACCAGUCUCUCCCCCGGCAGUGGGGUUGUCACCUAUUACCUCAAGGAAUCCGGACUUCUGGAGUACCUCGAGAAGUUGGACUUCAACCUGGUCGGCUACGGUUGCAUGACCUGCAUAGGAAACAGUGGACCCCUCGACGAAUCUCUAUCGUCUGCAAUUGAGAAGGGUGACCUGGUCGUUGCGGGAGUCUUAUCAGGGAAUAGAAAUUUUGAGGGGCGGAUCCACCCAAACACGCGUGCCAACUACCUGGCCUCACCACUCCUUGUGGUCGCCUACGCGCUAGCUGGCACCGUCGCUAUUGAUUUCGAAAUUGAGCCGCUCGGAAAGAGAGUUGACGGCACAGACGUCUACCUGAGGGAUGUUUGGCCGAGUCGAGACGAGAUUGCUGAGGUCGAGAAGAAUUUCGUUCUGCCGAAAAUGUUCAAGGACGUCUACUCCAACAUUCAAAAUGGUAGCACCUACUGGAACAGUCUGCAGGCACCUGAAGGACAGUUGUAUCCGUGGGAUGAAUCGUCAACUUACAUAAAGUCACCUCCGUUCUUCCAAACCAUGGAAGCGAGCCUUCCAUCAUUAUCGUCAAUAGUUGAAGCACGGGUCCUUCUGAAGUUUGGUGAUUCAGUAACGACGGACCACAUCUCUCCAGCUGGUAGCAUCGCACGGAACAGUCCGGCCGCUAAAUAUUUGUCUGAAAGGGGCUUAAGUCCAAAAGAGUUUAAUUCCUAUGGGUCCCGACGAGGAAAUGACGCAGUGAUGUCACGUGGUACGUUUGCUAACAUUCGAUUGGUCAACAAACUUGUACCCAAUCCAGGACCAAAAACACUCUACAUGCCUACCAAUGAAAUUAUGGACAUAUACGAGGCAGCAGAGAGAUACAAAUCCAGCAACAUUCCAGUGAUCAUCCUAGCGGGCAAGGAGUAUGGUAGCGGAUCUUCCAGGGAUUGGGCGGCAAAAGGUCCAAGUCUUCUGGGCAUAAAAGCCGUUAUAGCAGAAAGUUACGAACGCAUCCAUAGAAGCAACUUGGUCGGCAUGGGCAUCAUUCCAUUGCAGUUCCUGCCCAACCAGAACGCGGACACACUCAACCUAACUGGACAAGAAACAUACACCAUCCACAUGCCUGACCACUUGCACGCUGGGCACCACGUCACUGUUCAGCUACAAGACGGCAGAACAUUCGAAGCCAUAGCGCGCUUCGACACAGAAGUUGAACUAGUGUACUACAGGAACGGUGGCAUCCUCAACUACAUGGUCAGGCGCAUGUUGUAGCCUUCCCUUUUGUCCGCGAAAGCACCAACAAUUUGUUCUCGAUACAUAACAUUUGUUUUGUUUUUGUGUUAAACGUUUAAAAUUUUGUUAAUUUAUGUUAAUAGUUGUUUUAACUGUGAUAAAAUCGCACGCUUGUUUGUUAAUAGUGGAAUAUGUUUGGUAGCGCGGUCGUGUUCGUUUCUCAACUUUGGUUUGGUUUUAUAUAAAAUUAUUUGGUUGAAUUAUUAUAAUAUAUUAUUAU